AUGGCGAUCGGCCGUCUUCUCCGCCGGCUGCGUGCCGUGUUUCGCCGGAGGAAGACCGCAAAGCCGAAGGUGCGACUCACUGAGCGUGCCGGCGGCGAGACCGUCGUCAUUGUUCACCAGACUCCGGUCGACAACCACAACAAGAUCGACAAGGGCAAGCAAAUCGCUACCAUUCCCACGGCUGAGCUCCUGGCGAACGUAGACUCCCAGUCCCUCUCUUUCUUCUUCGGCAGACUGCCGCUCGAACUCCGCCGGCUCAUCUACCGCGAGGUCUGGAAAACCUACCUCAAGCCACGUCGCAUGUCGCCCUCGGCCCCGGGCACGGACUUGCGCCUUCAUAUCUACAGGGACCGCUCGGCCGCCAGCAGCCUCACCCACACCCGCUGCAGGGUGCACCCGGGCGAGCCCAUCGAAGAGGACACCUUCGCGACGGCCCCGUGGCCCUUUGCCACGCCCCAACAGGGCCCUUCCACCAUGCCGCCGCGCUGGUUCUGGGAAGCUUGGAUCAUGCGUCUCAACUGGGGCCGCCACUGGAAGUGCCAGUACGCCGUGCAGAAGCGCUGGGAUCCGCGGGCGGGUAAGGGCCGUCCGGCGAAGAAGGCGCCCUUUCUGCCGCUGUUCCUGACCUGCAAGCGGAUGUAUGUGGAGACGAUGCAGUCUUUUCUCGAAAACGUCACCCUGGUGUUCACCUCGUCGCUCGACGCGCACCAGUUCUUCGUCAACCAGCACCUGGACCUGGCCCACCUGCGCUGCCUGGAGCUGAGCUUCACCAACAACAACGACCACCUGUACCUGACCAAGAUCGUCCACGACGAUCCGAUCCCGCCCGUCACCGCCGAUAGCAACGACGACGACGGCGAUGUCACGUCCCCCUUUGCCGCCGCCAACCAGGCUUCCACCUCGGCUGCUGCUGCCGCCAACGGAAACCACAACAGCAACAACAACGGCAACGGCAACCUCGGCACCGGCCCGCUCCCGGCCUCCAGCAGCUGCCCCGACAUCAUCUGCCACGUGGACCUGUUCGGCAUGGAGCUGUGGCACGCGCUGCUCCGGGGCGUGCGCCGCGCCGCGCCCAAGCUGCGCGACCUGGACGUGACGGCGUCCGGCCGGAUCGACCGGCGCAAGGUGCUCGAGUGCUUUGGCGGAUCCGACGACGUCGUCGAGGGCAGCGGCGGGCCGCCGCUGCAGCAGUUUCCGUUCCAGCAUCUGCUUCCGCCCCACCUCCAGCCUCAGCACCCGGUGGCGGCGCAGAGCUCGAGCCAGGCCCAGGCCCAGGGCCAGGAUCAGCCCGACCUGCAAGGAUCCGUCGACGGCGACGGCGUGUGGCAGCUGCCCGGCAAGUUGGCCGUCUCGUUUGGCACGGCUGGUCCCAACUAUGUGCAGAGGGAUCAGAAGAUGGUGCAGGUGCCGGUGGAGGAGGUGGAGGUGUUGGAGGAGUGA
Thermothielavioides terrestris NRRL 8126 is the source of this 1440-nucleotide messenger RNA. RefSeq lists its product as uncharacterized. The coding region runs from base 1 to 1440 and encodes 479 amino acids. Lineage: Eukaryota; Fungi; Ascomycota; Sordariomycetes; Sordariales; Chaetomiaceae. The record is from RefSeq and is a predicted model, not a curated record. The transcript is spliced from 2 exons.